Dendronephthya gigantea is the source of this 4120-nucleotide messenger RNA. Its product is annotated as probable phospholipid-transporting ATPase IIA. Bases 124 to 3450 code for a protein of 1108 amino acids. Lineage: Eukaryota; Metazoa; Cnidaria; Anthozoa; Malacalcyonacea; Nephtheidae. Gene Ontology annotation, cellular component: trans-Golgi network; plasma membrane; endosome. Gene Ontology annotation, molecular function: ATPase-coupled intramembrane lipid carrier activity; magnesium ion binding; ATP binding. Gene Ontology annotation, biological process: endocytosis; retrograde vesicle-mediated transport, Golgi to endoplasmic reticulum; phospholipid translocation. The record is from RefSeq and is a predicted model, not a curated record. The transcript has 33 exons.
AAUCUGAAAAAAAUAUGGCUACAAUUUAUAGCAAUAAUUUAAAUCCUGUUUGCUUUACUUUCUUGCCCUAAUAACUCAUUGGGGGAGGAUAGAAUACUCUUUUAGCUUACACUUAACACCGAAAUGAUGGUGAAAUUCGAAGAUGUUCCGCUAAAACCGUUCGGAAAAUGGAAGCGAAAGAAGACUUAUGAAGCCGUUGAAGAUGAUUCAAGCUACGAUGAUGAUGAAACUAUGUAUUCCUCUGACGGAUACCUCUCUGUUGAUUCUGGUGGAGACGAGGAAGAACUGAAAAGGAGAGAGUAUACAUAUCGACGUGCAAGAUGGUUUGUUUGCUAUGGUUGGCGUUAUUGGUGCCAAAGAUGUUGCAGAAAUCUCUGUGGAAGAGGCGACUUGAAAGAAAGAACAGUUCAUAUUGGGAAACAAUCCCCACAUCAAGAUUAUCCAGCCAACGUUAUUAGAAAUCAGAAAUACAGCAUAUUAACAUUUAUACCACUGGUGUUGUUCAACCAGUUCAAAUUUUUCCUCAAUCUCUAUUUCCUACUUGUGGCCUCAUCCCAGUUCAUUCCUGAUUUAAGAAUUGGCCAUUUGUAUACAUAUUGGGGUCCACUGGUCUUUGUUCUGGCAGUGACAAUGUGUAGAGAGGCCUUUGAUGAUUUCAUAAGAUUCCUAAGAGACAAGGAAGUUAAUUCCCAAGUCUACAAAAAGUUGACAAAGAAAGGAGUUGUUCCAGUGCCCAGUUCGAAUAUACGAGUAUCUGAUAUUAUCAUAGUUGAGAAGAAUCAAAGAAUUCCGGCUGAUAUGAUUUUUCUAAGGACAUCGGAAAAGAAUGGUUCAUGUUUCAUAAGAACUGACCAGCUUGACGGUGAGACAGACUGGAAAUUACGGAUUGCUCUUCCUGCCUGCCAAAGCUUGCAUUCCGACCAUGAUUUAUUCAGUAUCAACGCCUUUAUUCACGUCGAGAAACCGCAGAAAGACAUUCAUUCAUUUGUUGGAACCUUGGUCAGAAAAGUCGAAAGCGAAGGCGAAGAUCCCGUGAACAUCGAAAAUACUCUGUGGGCCAAUACUGUGGUAGCUACAGGCACUGCUGUUGGAAUCGUGGUAUACACUGGUCGGGAAACUCGAAAUGCUAUGAACACCACCUCUCCAUCGAGCAAGGUCGGUUUACUGGAUACAGAAGUGAAUAAUCUGACCAAAGUUCUAUUUGUUGCUACUAUGGUUCUCUCUCUUGUUUUGAUAACAGUAAAGGGUUUCGAUGGUCCAUGGUAUCGCUACUUCUUCAGAUUUAUCUUGCUUUUUUCAUAUAUAAUCCCGCUCAGCUUGCGUGUAAGUCUCGACAUGGGUAAAGUUGUGUAUUCGUGGAUGAUAUCACGUGACAAGGAGAUGCCCGGCACUGUAGUGCGCAGCAGUACAAUACCAGAGGAGCUGGGGAGAGUUGCCUAUCUACUGACCGAUAAAACUGGAACACUAACUCAGAAUGAAAUGGUUUUUAAAAGACUUCACCUUGGAACCGUGUCAUUUGGCGCUGACUCGAUGGACGAGGUUGUGACACACCUACGAACAGCGACAGCAGCCGUUGUAACGACAGCCAUGAAGAAGUCUGGACAAUCCAAGGUUCGAAGGACGGUGGUGACCCGAGUUCACGAGGCCGUUAAAGCUUUAGCAUUAUGUCAUAAUGUAACCCCGGUACGCAGAGGUGAGGGGAACGGGGAGAGCGACGAAUCUUCAUCAAAUCAGGAUGGGAUUGCAGUUGAUGAGGAGGGUGAAGUUGGUACAGCGAGUGGUGACUUCACUUAUCAAGCUUCUAGCCCUGACGAAGUUGCUCUCGUCACAUGGGCAGAAACAGUUGGUCUUAGUUUGAUCAAUCGUGACCUGACCAUUAUGACGCUUCGCUCGCCCCACGGCCAGAUUUUGAAAUAUGAAAUUUUACAAAUAUUUCCGUUCACGUCGGAGUCGAAGAGAAUGGGGAUCAUAGUUCAGGAUCAGUCUACAGGAGAAAUCACGUUUUAUUUAAAAGGAGCCGAUGUUGUGAUGGCUAAUAUUGUGCAGUAUAAUGACUGGCUGGAGGAAGAGUGUGGUAAUAUGGCUAGAGAAGGUCUGAGAACUCUGGUUGUUUCCAAGAAAGUUCUAUCUGAAGAACAGUACAAAGAUUUCGAGUAUCGACUUAGUCAAGCAAAAGUGAGUUUAUCAGAGAGAGCGGCAAAGAUUAGCGCGGUACAAAGCAGUAUAGAAAAUGAUAUGGAAUUGCUUUGCCUCACGGGAGUUGAAGACAAACUACAGACUGAUGUACGACCAACCCUUGAGUUAUUAAGAAAUGCAGGUGUGAAGAUCUGGAUGUUGACUGGAGAUAAACUGGAAACGGCGACCUGCAUCGCUCAAAGCUCGCGUCUCGUAUCAAAAUCACAGACAAUUUACACAUUCAAACAGGUGACUGACAGAACUGAGGCUCACCUGGAACUUAACUCGUUUCGUCGUAAGAAUGAUUGCGCUUUAGUUAUCAAAGGCGAUUCUUUGGAGACGUGCUUGAGACAUUAUCAGCAAGAGUUCAUGGAGCUAGCAUGCCGCUGUCCAGCUGUAGUGUGUUGUCGUUGCUCUCCACAGCAAAAGGCAGACAUCGUGGAACUGUUGCAAACUUACACGAAAAAAAGAACUUGUGCUAUAGGUGAUGGCGGUAACGACGUUAGCAUGAUUCAGGCAGCCAAUGUUGGUGUAGGGAUUGAGGGAAAGGAAGGAAAACAAGCCUCUCUGGCCGCUGAUUUUUCAAUCACACAAUUCAAAUAUCUCGGUAGAUUGCUGGUGUGGCAUGGAAGAAAUAGCUACAAGAGAUCCGCAGCUCUUAGUCAAUUUGUUAUCCAUAGGGGUCUCAUUAUAUCAAUCAUGCAGGCUGUGUUUUCCAGUGUUUUCUACUUUGCAUCUGUUGCCCUGUAUCAGGGUUACCUGAUGGUCGGCUAUUCCACCAUCUACACAAUGUUUCCUGUCUUCUCAUUGGUUCUUGAUGAAGAUGUCCCAGAUGACAUAGCGCUAAGAUUUCCUGAAUUAUAUAAAGAUCUGUCCAAGGGUCGUUCGCUGUCCUAUAAGACAUUCUUCAUUUGGAUUUUAAUCAGUAUUUACCAGGGUGGUAUUAUCAUGUUCGGCGGUAUUUUGCUUUUCGACGAAGAAUUUAUUCAUGUUGUCACGAUAACAUUCACUUCGUUGAUUCUUACGGAGCUUUUGAUGGUCGCAUUGACGAUACGAACAUGGCAUUGGUUGAUGGUUGCUGCUGAGAUCUUUAGUUUAUCCGUGUAUGUUGCCACUUUGGCUGUGUUUAAAGAUUAUUUUGAUGAACGAUUCUUAAUCUCAUUGAACUUUCUGUGGAAAGUAACCGUGAUCACUUUGGUCAGCUGUCUGCCACUGUAUAUCUUGAAAUUUCUGAGACGAAAAUACGCGCCACCAAGUUACUCGAAGCUCACGUAGAUCGUGCUAAUACGUGCUGUAGUAGUUUAGCCCAAAGUUAGUGUGAGCUUAGUUAGAUAGAAUGUAGGAAUCUAUGUGCAUAAUUAAUUUAGAAAUAUCCAGCUGAUCUGGGUAUAAAAAUCAACCAAUCAGAAGCCAGAUCUUCAGCAAAAUAUCGAACAUAUCAAGUAAUGCUCGAAAUACUCGAAAAUAUCAAGUAAUUUUAUUAUAAUUAUUUAAGCGAAAACACGUUUAUUUUUUCCCAACUGUAAAUUAGAAUUUAAAUUUUUCACCCUUUAUACUAUUAGUGAGAAGAAUAAGGACAAAUAACACUAGGCGUAUGAUAACUCAGUUUUGUCGAGACGCUUUAUAACGUCAUGAUCUCAGAUCAGCUGGAUGGGGUUAACUUCGUACACAGCUUGCAUAGUCUGUUGUCCUUGAUCUGCCUGACAUGAAAUUUUACCGUAAACGCUGGAGUGAUAUUCUGUCACUCCUAUUUUAACAAGGUUUUUAACAAAACUCUGAUUACAACUUCAUAACAUCAUUGGGACAUGGCAUAGCGUAAUAGUUCCCUGGGACUUGUAAUAUUUAAUGGUUACCUCAAUAGUGGAUUUAUUUAACAACAUUCACAUAAUGUGAUGAAUCCAGUCAAGUAAUUUAGAAUUGAAAUAUCGUUCGUGGAAUAAAGUAU